AUGGCUAUCCCAAGAGAGCCUCAGCCAUUGAAUUUGGUUCAAUGGUUAGUUCGUACUGCAGUAUUUUGCGUGUUUUAUGGCAAGUCUUUGGAAUUAAGAACUCGUCUUGCGUAUAGUCCGACCUAUUUCGCGGCCUUACUGUUUUGGCCUUUUCAGAAUAAUUUGUUUCAUAAUUUGAUUGUUCACACCCAACGAUGCUAUGGUACCUUACUUGUGUCCAUUAAUCAAUAUUUCGCUCCAAGCAAUUUUAUUAUUACUGUGGAUGAGACCGCCAAAGGUGUCGUGAAGCAAACUUGGAAUGGCGCAAAAAUCGAACUUGACAUACCUGAGAGAAUUAUAUUAAUUGCGAAUCAUCAGGGAAUGAGGUUUUUCCAGUUCAUCUUUCUGAAAAGAAGGUGGGCUGCAGACAAAGGCGCGUUAGUUAAAGUAAUGAAUAGCUUGGCCAGCUCCAAAGAUCCAUUAUGGUUACUAAUAUUCCCUGAGGGAACAGUAGUAUGCGAAGCAACACGAAAAUCGUCAAAAAACUUUGCAGAGAAGAUUGGCACGGUUGAUCAUGAGCAUCUUUUAUUGCCACGUUCCACUGGAUUGAACUAUUGCACACAGACGUUAAGAAAAUCAGUAAGUCACAUUUAUGAUCUAACUAUUGGACUGGAAGGAAUAUCGGCAGGACAAUAUCCGGAAGAUAUAUAUACUCUUCGGAAAAUUUACUUUGAGGCGAAGUAUCCUCGUAAUAUACAUAUACACAUUCGUCGUUACGCUAUUUCGAAAAUCCCUGAUGAUGAAGAUAAGUUCGCAGAGUGGCUAAGGCAACGUUGGGUAGAAAAGGACGCCUUAAUGUCUGAAUUUUAUACUAAGGGAAAAUUCCCUACAUCUGAAUCAUCCAAGGUGGUUCCCUUAAAAAUGAAUAGUGUGUUUGAGUUGUAUGUACUUCAACACAUGUAA
Messenger RNA from Acaulospora morrowiae, 942 nucleotides. NCBI's taxonomy places the organism in Eukaryota, Fungi, Glomeromycota, Glomeromycetes, Diversisporales, Acaulosporaceae. The record is from the annotation of a GenBank genome assembly.